AAAAAUUGAAUAUCUAUAACCGAAACCCCCUCAAAAAUUACGCACCCUACUCACCGCCUGCUACCCACCGCCCCCCGCCGCCCCUGUCUGUUAUCCCUAGAAGCCGCCGCUGACUCGACUCAGCCGUGGAUCAGGGCGCUGCCGCAGCGGCGGGUGAUUCUCGUGUCUCUCUGACUUCUCUUCCCCGGGGCAGCAGACCAGCAGCUCAGUCCCGUGGCGUCCUGCGCCACCUCCGAGCUCCGGCGCUCAGCCUCUUCUCUUCUCGCCGCCUGCGACUCCGGCAGCCUUCAGGGUUUAGACCAUGAAUGGCUGGGAAGACUAAUGCUUGCUUGGGAUUACUAAUGCUUCUCUCCUUUCCACGCUUCAUGAGCCUUCUUACCCAGAGACCUCUCAGAUGGCACGCCAGAAAUGUCAAUCACGUCAUUUUAUUUAUGGCUGAGUAAAUGAAGCAACUCGUGCACAUAAAAAGUUUUGCAUGCCCUAAACCCUCCUGCUCCGCCUAGAAGCUUUUGUUUGCUUCAGUUGUAGCAACAAUAUGAAAGACACCUUUUGGGUGGGAGACUCCAGUUUACAGUCGCCUGUUAGCCCUGUUCCUAAGAAAAGGAAGAGAAGAGUUGGGAAAAGAAAAAUCGAGUUUGUUGGAUGGGGUUCUAGGCCUUUAAUUGAAUUUCUUGAAGCAAUUGGUAAGGAUACAAGGGAAAAGCACCCGCGACAGGAGGUGGCAGCAUUCAUCAGCAAGUACAUAAAUGAUAAAGGUCUUACUAGUGCAGAAAAGAAGAAGAAAGUCCUUUGUGAUGAGAGACUUUUCGCUCUCUUUGGGAAGAAAUCUAUGUCGCGAAUAAAAGUAUUUGACAUGCUGGAAGAGCACUUUGCUGAAAACCACAAUGACUCUGAUGAUGAUUUUCUGGACAGCUCAGAUGAAGAUUAUGGAGAAAAAGAUUCCUCACAGGUGAAAAAGAUUCCUACUGGUCAGAUGAAGAAGGUCCUUAAGACUCCUAAAAGCUGCUAUGCUGCUGUUACUCCUGAAAAUAUCAAACUUAUUUAUUUAAAGAGAAGUGUAAUUCAGGACCUCCUCAAGGUUCCUGAAAGCUUUGAAUUUAAAGUAGUGGGGAGCUUUGUUAGAUUGAAAUCUGAUCCGAAUGACAUUUAUCAAAAGAAUCGCUUCCAGCUUCAACAAGUCACAGGGAUAGAGAAGAUUUCUGGUACUGGUGAUGCUGAUAUUGAAACCCACCUCCUAAGAGUUUCAAAUUUCUUUAAGGGUGUUGACAUUUGCAUGUUGUCAGAUGAUAACUUUACUAAGGAAGAAGUUGAAGAUGUUUGGGACAGGAUUAAAGCUGGCUCGCUUAACAGGCUUACCGUCAAUGUGGUUCAAUUGAAGGCCCAAGUACUUCAUGUUGAUAUCACAAAAAAUUGGAUUGCCAAAGAAAUUUCUCUGUUGCAAAAGCUUGCUGAACAUGCCAAUGAGAAAGGAUGGCAAAGAGAGAAGUUCGAGUACCUAGAAAGAAGGAAAUUGCUACAGAAACAAUCUGAACAAGAAAAAUUAUUGCUCAAACUUCCUGAAGUGGUUGCUGAAGAAUUAGAGCCUGAAGCUAUGGUAACUGUUGCUUCUGAAAAAGCAGAAAUAAGUGUGUGUUCUCCACAAUCAAUUCUUAGGGGAAGUUCUAACGUCUCCAGCACAGAUGCUUCAGGGUCUGGAGAUAUUGGUACUCCACCUAAAGUUAUUUUAAGUACUCUUCAAGUUCAGAAUGGAUGGAUUGAUUGGGUUGCCGACGUCCCUCUCCCAAAAGGGUCUGGAGAGAGCGAUACUCCACCUAAAGUUAUUUUAAGUGAUUCACAUACUCUUCAAGUUCAGAAUGUAGGCAUCGAUUGGGUUGCCGACAUCCCUCUCAAGGAUCCAAAAGGGUCUGCAGAGAUUGGUACUCCACCUGAAGUUAUUUCAAGUGAUUCACGGACUCUUGAAGCUCAAAAUGGAGGCAUCGAUUGGGUUGCCAACAUCCCUCUCAAGGAUCCAAAAGCAGAUAUCAUCAAACAAGAGAUGCUGGUCACUAAUGCAAACUGUGGUGAAAGCAGUAGAGAGACGCAGGGCAUAGGUGUCGGAGAUAAUGAACCUCCGGGUCGGGGAGAGCCAGAACAACCACUUAUUACAGCUCCCACUGUGAUCUGUAAUGGAAACAGUACAGCGACACAGGUGAUGGGUUCUGGAGAAAAGAACCCUCAACCACCAAGUGCAACUACGGUGAUUGAAUUAAGCGACGAUGACUCAGAAGAUGAUGUGCCAGACAGUGCAGGUAUAAGUCAUGGUGAAAACCCGAACGAUGCUGUAUGGCACUACGCAGAUCCCCAAGGGCAAACUCAAGGUCCGUUCCCACUAUCUUUAUUGAAGCGCUGGAGUGAUGCUAAUUACUUCCCUUCAGGUUUCACAGUGUGGAAAACUGGUCAGACCUCUCACGAGGGACUUGUGUUAGUUGAUGUUCUUCAUCGGACAUUCCCAUAUUGAUGUAGUUGUAGACCCAAUUUUUUCUCCAAAACGAAAAAAAUAAAAAUAAAAUGUUUUAGGGCUGUGAGUUUCUGUUACAACGACUUUUCUCUUAAUAAAAUUUGUUCCUGGCAAGAUAGGACAAACUCAA
Messenger RNA from Salvia miltiorrhiza (redroot sage), 2627 nucleotides. RefSeq lists its product as uncharacterized. Gene Ontology annotation, molecular function: protein binding; DNA binding. The coding region runs from base 536 to 2497 and encodes 653 amino acids. NCBI's taxonomy places the organism in Eukaryota, Viridiplantae, Streptophyta, Magnoliopsida, Lamiales, Lamiaceae. The record is from RefSeq and is a predicted model, not a curated record. The transcript is spliced from 12 exons.